AUACGGUUGUACAUUGUAUUGUUGUGACAAGCGAAGUGAAGCACCCAGUGAUUGCGCCUAAGAUAUAUUUUGCACUCGAUUUAGCCAGAUUCCGCUUUCGCGCAUGAUUGUACAAUUAAUAAUUACAUUCAAAACAAGUGCAUACACUAUAGAAAAUGGGGAGAAACUGUUUUCUGUGUGGACGAAAACCAUCCUCCGAAAAAAGCUUAUCUUUGCACAAAUUUCCGAAAGAAGAGGCUCAAUGCGAAAAAUGGAGAGAGGCUUGCAAGCUAACAAAGGUAGAUGAUGUGUCAAGAAUCCAUAUUUGCUCACUGCAUUUUGCGAAGGAUGAUUUGCAAGUCUUCACCGUUAGAGGAAUACCAAAAGCUGAACGGGUCCGUAAAGCAGUUCCUUCGAUUUUACUCCCCAAAAAACCGUUUGCGCCAAUUGUGAUUCCCACACAAAAAUGUGAUGCCAAUCAGGUAAAAGAAAAUAUUCUCACAAGGAUUACUGAUUCUGCUGCUGCGUCGAACGAGACAAUUUCCGAAAAUGAUUCGCUUCGAAAGUCACCUGAAUCCAAUAGACAAUUAAAAAGUACAACCAUACGCUUAUUAAAUCCUAAAAAGCCUCUUAUAUCAGCUGUCGUGAACGGGAGCUCAGUGAAUCCUACAAUAAUUUCUGAUAAUGAAACUCUGAAUAAUGAUUCGAUGGAUUCACAAAUAGAUUCUCAAGAAAAAGAGACAGAACACAAUUAUUCUAAGCCCAUUAUCACGGAAAUUGUGGAGGAGGAAAGUUAUGAUCAAUGCCAACCAACUGAAUUUUCAGAUUGUGGUAUUGAACCUAUUUUAGAUGAUUCGCGUUCUUCACCUUUUGAGGAAUUUUCACCGACAGCUGUUGAAACGACUGAUAUCUAUGAAACUCCACCGAACACAAAAAAGCGUCGAUGUUUUGAUCCACGAUUUGUCUCGGAAAUUGCAGAGAGUGAUCUUUCGACGCCUAGUGGACGUCGUCGAACAUUACUAAUGAUUAAGGAGAUUGAUCGUAAGAAAAGUCUUAGAAUAAGAAAGUUGAUGGCUCGUACAAGGUAUAUGCAAAAGCGUAUUGAGACUUUAGAAGAUAUGCUCGAAAGCUAUUUAACUCAAGGAUAAUGAAACUAGAUUUUCGUAUUAAAUCAAUAACUUUUUAUUUUUUAAUAUCACACGGAAAGCAUUCCUUUCUGUCGAAAAUUCGGAAUUUCGAUUACUUUUUCAUGAUUUAUUUCAGAAAAAAUUAGCCUCUAGUCUUAGGUGCAAUUGAUUUGAAGAAAAAAAAAAUCUUAUUAAAUGUUUCUUUUUGAAAACUUAUUUUUGCAGAAGACUUGCGAAUUUUUUUUUUAUUUGCAGAUCAAAGAGUUCUCUUAAAAAAAGUCAAAGGUUUUUAAAAAGUCCUUUGAGAGACGAAAAUAUACUGUUAUUAUUUUAUGGGGUUAAAUUCCUAUAAAUUAUAGGUGAAUUUUGCCCAAAAAAGAGGUAAAAACUAGAAUAUUAUUUUCUAAGUGGAGUUGUAAUGUGCGAAAUUUGUAGAAAUGAACGGUUAGUAAUUCGCCAAUAUUCGCACAUAUUGUUUAAAGAAAAAUAUAUCAAAGCCGUAUUCUGUGAUAAAAUUUUUGCACAUUUAGGUGCUUCAUUUGAUAAUGAAAUAAUGGCAUCUCACAUUCUUAAUCAUUAAAGUUUUUGAGAACCAUCGGUAUUGUAAACGUUGAUAAUAAUUAAACAGUUUGCACAAAAAA
Messenger RNA from Belonocnema kinseyi, 1747 nucleotides. RefSeq lists its product as uncharacterized. The record is from RefSeq and is a predicted model, not a curated record. Bases 156 to 1127 code for a protein of 323 amino acids. Lineage: Eukaryota; Metazoa; Arthropoda; Insecta; Hymenoptera; Cynipidae. The transcript has 5 exons.